Scatophagus argus is the source of this 1537-nucleotide messenger RNA. RefSeq names its product DNA-damage-inducible transcript 4 (gene ddit4). The transcript is spliced from 3 exons. The coding region runs from base 209 to 901 and encodes 230 amino acids. NCBI's taxonomy places the organism in Eukaryota, Metazoa, Chordata, Actinopteri, Scatophagidae. The record is from RefSeq and is a predicted model, not a curated record. Gene Ontology annotation, biological process: negative regulation of TOR signaling; response to hypoxia; apoptotic process. Gene Ontology annotation, cellular component: cytoplasm. Gene Ontology annotation, molecular function: 14-3-3 protein binding.
ACAUUGUUGCAGGAUAAACCGCAGAGUUUGGCAGCUGAUGCUAGGGGUGUUUGUCGGUGUUGAAGUAACUAGUUGGCUGUUUUUGCAGACAAUAACGAUUCAAAGAACUAUUUUAAACAUCGACAGCGGACUUAAACAGCGACAUUUUUCGAUUAAGUUCUGACCACAGGAGCAACUGAUACUGUUGAAUACUGCAUAAAGGACAACCAUGCCUACUCUCUCUGCGUCCACUGAUAUCGGCAGUUUACCCCCUUCUCCAGUGGACAACAGUCCCAGGAGGCUGUCGUGGGGCAAACUGGUGCAAAGACUGACUGAUUUCAGCACAUCUACAAACAGCAACAGCAGCAGCAGCAUUGAGUCGAGGUCCAACAACGGCAGCAGGAGUGAUCUCUCAGACUCAGGGUCAGAUAUCUCCAGUGACCUGUCUCCGUCUAAUGAAGACCUGUUCUAUGAUCCCAUGGAGGAGACCAUCCUGAAAGAAGUCGUGGAGCUUAUUGCACGAAGCCUGAGAGAAGCCAAAGACUCAGACUGCGCCCUACGAUGUACCAAACUUCUCAUCCCGGAGAAACUUCUGGAGCACAUCGGACAGGAGCUCCUUCACUUGGCAGCUAGCGAGCCCUGCGGUUUGAGAGGGGCUCUCAUUGACCUCUGUGUGGAGCAAGGGGGCAUCUGUGAGAGCAUGGCGCAGCUGUCUGUGGACCCUUACCUUGUACCCACCUUUCAGCUGACUCUGGUGCUGAGGCUAGAAUCCGGUGGGCUGUGGCCCAAAAUCCAAGAACUCUUUAGCACAAAGUCUCCUUCUGCUCCAGCAGUGAGACAAGCAAUUAAACUCAGCACUGGUUUCCGUUUGAUCAAAAAGAAACUGUAUUGUUCUGAGGAACUUCUCGUUGAGGAAUGUUGAGAGAUGUGAGGGACUGUCAGUGUUUUAUUGUCUGCAUUUUUAAAAUGCCCAGUUGAGCUCACAGAAGGGCCUUAUUGCUAUUGCGUUAUGUACUGUAUAUGUUGCCUUCCUGAAGUGUGAGGAUGUAGCCUGUUGUUCCCACUUUAAGGGAGCUGAAGUUUAUGGUACCUGGAGCAGGUGUAGCUCCUUAUUGACUGUCAGAUUUUCAAAUUCCAAUGUGUAACCAUCAUGAUAUAUCUGGUAAAAAGGCAUUUUGCAAGUACUGAAGUGCGUACCUCAGUUUCUAUUGAAACCACACAAAGGCAGCUAGCUAUAUGGUUAUAGUCAAUGAAGACCAUUGUGUUCUUUCUUUGUAUACGUGGCAGUUAAUUGUAAUGUACACCAAGUGAUGAACUGUACACCAAGCAAACCAUUAGGGACCUUAGUGACUGCUUGAAUUCAAGAGCAAAGGCCUACCACUGCUUGCUUUGUGCAGUUAAUGUGCAAGCUGCGGCUAAGAAUACAAAUGUAACUUGAUCUUGUAUCUGUGUAGACCUUUCCUGCUUUCAGAUUUAUUUAUAUGACAUUCAGAUACUCAUAUCAUUGCACUGUUUUUGUACUUUCACGAUUGCUAAUAAAUUAUUUUUUUUAACAACU